AAUGACUAUUGUACAGAUGUACUGUCUUUUUCUUGUAGACAGUUUGACAGUAACUAUUGUUUGAAAAUUGUUUUAUAUAGGGUAGCACCUGUAAUUGAACAAGUUAACAAUUUCCUUAUCCUUGCCAUCAUUUCCUUGAUACGACAAUUCUUUCUGUCUCAUAAAAAGACAAAAAGAUGGAAAGAAACAAAUGGUUGAAGACUGUCCUUUUACUUUGACCCUUUUCCUCAAGGUUCCGCAUAUUCAGCUUGUUUGUUGGGAAACUUGUCUAUUUGUUUCCUUUUUCUCUUGACUUCAUUCUACAUGAGUAAAUUAAGAAUUGUUUUCACUUUGGUCCGUGAGCAUAAGGGUGUACUAUAAUUGAAAUGUUUCACUUCUUGCCAUCAAAAUCUAAGCAAUACCAUGCUACUUGUUGCUAUAUACCAAAUGCAGACAAACAGACCCCCCAUUUCACUUUUAAAUGCCAAUUAUCUUUAUAAUAUAAUAAUAAUUCAUUACUUCUUUGUGUUGACACAAAUAGGAAGCAAAUCUGUAGAUUGUAGUGGUAAGAAAAUAAUUUUCCAUGGAAAGGAAAACAAUAGAGAGUGAGGCAAGUCAUGAAAACUCCAAACAUACUCAGGAUGAUCAUGAAGUUCCAGUAAUAUACUACCUUUCUAGAAAUGGACAGCUUGAGCAUCCUCAUCUCAUGUAUGUAUCAAUCUCUUCUCCAUGCGGAACACUGCGUCUUAAAGAUGUGAUAAAUACAUUGAGUUUUCUUCGAGGACAAGGAAUUGCCAACAUGUAUUCAUGGUCUACCAAGAGGAGUUACAGAAACGGGUUUGUGUGGCAAGAUUUAUCCGAGAACGAUUUCAUUUACCCGAGUAGCAGUCAUGAAUAUGUCCUCAAAGGAACACAACUCAUAGAACCUUCAAGCUAUACAUCAAAUGAAACAACAAUAUCAAUGCCAAGCUCCAAGAGUUCCAACGAAAGAAACAGUUAUAGCAUGGAUGCUGCAGACUCCCCUUCUUCCACCAUGAAGGACUCGCAACGCGAUUGCAAGCUUUACAAGGCAAAAAUAUGCAGGGAGUUUGUUGAAAAUUCUUCUAAUGCUUCGACACAGACCGAGGAGAUGAUAAGUAGGAAUAGGAUGGAAAUGGAUCAGCAAGGUGAAAGGCGUUAUCGUGGAAAUGCUGGUGCAAGGAAGAUUGAUGAGAAUAGAGGGUCUUUGUCAUUAUCCAGCUCCAAUUUUGAAUCCUUUGAAGGGUACUCUUUGGAAUCAGAAGAUAUCAGAAACCAAAAGACAGAGAAUGAACGUCCAAGUGGGAGGAUGAGAGCAACACAAGUUCUCAUGCAGUUGGUUAGCUGUAGAAGUACUAUAGAGGAACCAUAGUGACACGGUUCGCAAUUAUUUGUUAAUAUAUGAAUUAACUAUGAUCAACCGAUGAAUAUGUUUUGAGUUUUCUUCUGUAUGGACUGUGUGAUAAACCAAACCAUUCAAUUCAAAUCCGACAAGAGAUCUAACUCUCGUUCGUUAGAUUAUUUAAUUGUUGUUUCAUUAGACUGUUAAUAUGAAUG
Messenger RNA from Vicia villosa (hairy vetch), 1554 nucleotides. Its product is annotated as protein SOSEKI 5-like. The record is from RefSeq and is a predicted model, not a curated record. The coding region runs from base 563 to 1369 and encodes 268 amino acids. The transcript is spliced from 3 exons. Lineage: Eukaryota; Viridiplantae; Streptophyta; Magnoliopsida; Fabales; Fabaceae.